Molecule: messenger RNA, 321 nt
Organism: Uncinocarpus reesii 1704
Lineage: Eukaryota; Fungi; Ascomycota; Eurotiomycetes; Onygenales; Onygenaceae
Exons: 1
Coding region: 1-321 (106 amino acids)
Source: RefSeq, a predicted model, not a curated record
AUGGAGGCCGUCGAUCAACGAAUUGCGCUGCAGAACAUGCUUCGAGAAGGAGAAGUGAGAUGCAUGCAAGUGGACUUCGAUACGGACAUCUCGAUGCAGUCAGCAACAUCAGCCCAGAACUCUGAGUCAAUGUCAAAUCCCGAAGUCAUUCGAACUUCGCCUGACUCUGCAAGCUUCGAAGCGAGGCAAGUGAGCCUCCAUCACAUCACGAGAACAAAAAAGGAGAGACAUUUCGAAGCCAUCGUCGAAAAUCUACUUCUUCAGAACCAAACCAAGGGCAAGAAAGUGCCAAAAAAACACCAACAAUUCACACUAUUUUAG